This is a messenger RNA of Myodes glareolus (Bank vole), 1294 nucleotides long. The record is from RefSeq and is a predicted model, not a curated record. NCBI's taxonomy places the organism in Eukaryota, Metazoa, Chordata, Mammalia, Rodentia, Cricetidae.
GAGGUGCGACGGCGGCGCGCUGGGCAGCGCAGCUGCAGCUCCCCUUUCCCCUUUCCAGGGCGAGAGGUGUCUAUGGGGCGCCCGCUGCCGCCGUCGGUCCCGCCACCGCCGCCGUCGCCGCCGCCGGGUGCUAUCUCUAUGGCGAGGAGGAAGAGGAGGAGCGCGAGCUCAGAGACACAAGUGCACAAGUAAAGGGUAGAAUAUUUUUAUGAAACACAUCUUCAAUCAAGUGUAACGUUUGAUGCUUGGCAUCUAGGCUCCUUGUGCUGUCACUAUGCCAGCAGCAACUGUAGAUCAUAGCCAAAGAAUUUGUGAAGUUUGGGCUUGUAACCUGGAUGAAGAGAUGAAGAAAAUUCGUCAAGUUAUCCGAAAAUAUAAUUAUGUUGCUAUGGACACCGAGUUUCCAGGUGUUGUUGCAAGGCCCAUUGGAGAAUUCAGGAGCAAUGCUGACUAUCAAUACCAACUAUUGCGGUGUAAUGUAGACUUGUUAAAGAUAAUUCAGCUAGGACUGACAUUUAUGAAUGAGCAAGGAGAAUACCCUCCAGGAACUUCAACUUGGCAGUUUAAUUUUAAAUUUAAUUUGACGGAGGACAUGUAUGCUCAGGACUCUAUAGAGCUACUAACAACAUCUGGUAUCCAGUUUAAAAAACACGAGGAGGAAGGAAUUGAGACCCAAUACUUUGCAGAGCUUCUUAUGACUUCAGGAGUGGUUCUAUGUGAAGGGGUCAAAUGGUUAUCAUUUCAUAGUGGUUAUGACUUUGGCUAUUUAAUCAAAAUCCUGACGAACUCUAACUUGCCUGAGGAAGAACUUGAUUUCUUUGAGAUCCUUCGAUUAUUUUUUCCUGUCAUUUAUGAUGUGAAGUACCUCAUGAAGAGCUGCAAAAAUCUCAAAGUAAGGCUUCUGGGGACUUUAUCUGGAACAGCGCUUCAGUUAUCCGUAGUUCCCUGCAAGUCGUGGGGUCGCCUAAGACCAUCAGAAAACACAGAAAUUUACAUUAGACUUCCUAACAGUAGCAAAAUUACAGUUGUGAAGUACCAAUGAAAAUAUUUUAUAGUUGGGGACCACUGUAAUGUAAGGAACUGUAUUACAGGUCACAGCAUUAGGAAGGUCCGGAACCACUGAGUUAGCUCAAGUAACUAGCAUAAUGUCUUAGGCCUAAUGUGUUAAGCCAUGCUUUCAAAGUUAUGUUAAAUGCAGUUUAAUUAUCUGAUCCUGUUGUUCUUAACAGAAAUAAUAAUGUAUAGAUACUCCCUCUGAAUUUAUGUUGCUGUAUUUAUGUUGAUAGGGUAGGUG